Molecule: messenger RNA, 811 nt
Organism: Cucumis melo (muskmelon)
Lineage: Eukaryota; Viridiplantae; Streptophyta; Magnoliopsida; Cucurbitales; Cucurbitaceae
Exons: 6
Coding region: 113-592 (159 amino acids)
Biological process (GO): translation
Cellular component (GO): large ribosomal subunit; ribosome
Molecular function (GO): structural constituent of ribosome
Source: RefSeq, a predicted model, not a curated record
AGACGCCGAAUUUUGGAGUUGGUCUACUUCGUUACAUCAAAAACCCCGAAACGAAACCUAAAGGGUUUUUCCCUCUUCGAGCUCAGUCUUUGCUCUCUAUUCGCCAUUAACGAUGACGAAGUUUAGAAAGCUUGGUCGACCUGCAGCACACCGGAUGUCCAUGCUCAGAACAAUGGUUUCUCAGUUGGUGAAGCACGAACGCAUUGAGACUACUGUUGCUAAGGCUAAAGAAGUUCGGCGGCUUGCUGAUAACAUGGUUCAACUGGGAAAAGAGGGUACCCUUUCUGCUGCAAGGCGUGCUGCUGCUUUUGUAAGAGGCGAUGCUAUCCUUCACAAACUAUUCACAGAACUGGCUUAUCGAUACAAAGAUAGAGCUGGUGGAUAUACAAGAUUUCUGCGCACUCGGAUACGUGUUGGUGAUGCUGCACCAAUGGCUUAUAUUGAAUUUGUUGAUAGAGAAAAUGAGCUCAGACAGUCAAAGCCUCCAAAUCCUCCACCACCUCAGAGGCCUCCAUUGGAUCCAUGGACUAGAUCACGGCUUAGCAAGCAGUUGGCACCACCCAAAGAGAUCAAAUCCGACUCUGAGAUCUAAUACUUCAUGUUUAACAAGAAGGCUCCCCCUCAAGAAGUUCAUCUAGCCACCACCCCGUCCAAUUUGUUUUGCAAACUUCAGAUGUAAACCAAACAAGUAUAGACAAUGCUUAAAGCUUUCCCUCAAACAAGGAGUGUUUUUCAGCUCUCAAAGUUUCCCAUUUCUUGUCCUUAUACUGUUUCAUCUAUACAACAUGACAUCGGACCUUAAACUGAUAAA